Messenger RNA from Parnassius apollo (apollo), 471 nucleotides. NCBI's taxonomy places the organism in Eukaryota, Metazoa, Arthropoda, Insecta, Lepidoptera, Papilionidae. The record is from the annotation of a GenBank genome assembly.
AUGGUAAACAAAAAGAGCAUGUCAGUGACCCUGAAAAUUAUACUCUUGGCGAUGCUAAUCGCCGUGGUAUCAUCCGCGCAUUACGGCGGCGGCUCCGAAGCAAAGCACGAUGUUAUCGAUGAUAGCGGCCCAUCACACAUUGAAGAAAUUUCUAAGCAUGCUGUAGAUACAGUGAAAGAUUGGAACUCCAAAGCAAAGCAAAUUAUUAAUAAAUUCUUUUCUUACACUUAUUUCUAUAAGGCAAACGGAAUGAUCACUCUAAAAUUAGUGGUUUUAAUAACCGUGCUGGCAACAGUGUGUUGCUGGCAGAUCAACCGCCGUGCUCCUCCACCAGCGAAGGAGACCCCCACCGAAGACACCAACUUUGUGGAGGUGAAGAAGGUGCCCUGUGAUAGUUCCAACAGUUACUGCGGAAGUGUAUCCAAUUUUAAUCAACCGAUGGGCGGCGGCGGAUUUAUAGUUCCCGGAUAA